Molecule: messenger RNA, 1363 nt
Organism: Ziziphus jujuba (common jujube)
Lineage: Eukaryota; Viridiplantae; Streptophyta; Magnoliopsida; Rosales; Rhamnaceae
Product: transcription factor bHLH80
Exons: 5
Coding region: 184-969 (261 amino acids)
Biological process (GO): regulation of transcription by RNA polymerase II
Cellular component (GO): nucleus
Molecular function (GO): RNA polymerase II cis-regulatory region sequence-specific DNA binding; protein dimerization activity; DNA-binding transcription factor activity, RNA polymerase II-specific
Source: RefSeq, a predicted model, not a curated record
CACAAAAAAUGAAAGAACCAUCUGAUUUUUGUUGGUCUAAAAAGCUCCCCACAGAGCGAAGGGCAAAAGAAAACCGAAAAUAAUAAUUAUUAUUAUUUUUUAAUUAUUUUUCUAUUUUUCCUCCAUUGAAGAGAAAAAGAAGCAGAGCUCCGAAACCCACUGAGCCAGUAAUCUAGGAAGCCGAUGCAAUCGACACCUGGCGGUAGUAGCAGCAGCGGUGGUGGAGGUGGAGUUGGUGGUGGGGUGAGUCGGGUCGGACUCGCCCGAUUCCGCUCAGCUCCGGCUUCAUGGUUGGAAGCGCUACUUGAUGACGAAGAAGAAGACCCAUUGAAGCCCAACCAGUGCUUGACACAGCUUCUUGCUGAUAAUACCCCAGCACCCAGUUCGACAAACACUGUUCCUUUCGCUCCCUCGGCGGAUCCGGGUGGGUCUUUCGAAGCCGGGUUUGCCCGACAGAACAGUUCUCCAGCCGAUUUUCUUGGAAAUUCCAGCGGUUCGUCGGAGACUUACUUCUCCAACUUCGGAAUUCCGGCGAACUUCGAUUUGGUAUCUCCGAAUAUCAAUGUUUCUUCUACUACGGGAAGUAAAAGGGUCAGGGAAGGGGAAGCACAGCCUGCACAGCACUUCUCCCCAAAGCUCUCAUCUCAGCUGAAAGGAGAGCAAGCUAGCGGACAGGUUUCAGGAUUGUUGGAUAUGGAGAUGGAAAAGCUUUUGGAGGAUUCAGUUCCAUGCCGGGUUAGAGCCAAGCGAGGCUUUGCUACGCAUCCUCGGAGCAUUGCAGAGAGGGUUCGUAGAACUCGAAUCAGUGACCGGAUAAGGAAACUUCAAGAGCUUGUUCCAAACAUGGAUAAGCAAACAAAUACUGCUGAUAUGCUAGAAGAAGCGGUAGAGUAUGUGAAACAUCUACAAAGGCAGAUUCAGGAACUCACGGAGCAUCAAAGGAAAUGCAAGUGCAUAGCCAAAGAAUAACCAGAAGAAGGUACCCUAAAAUUGCCCCUUCUAUUUAGUGUAAUUAUUAGACUGUUACGAGAUUUUUAUCCAGGGUCCAUUAUUGUGGUAUUGUUACUCCACUUUUCGAAAGAAUCACUUUCUAAUCUAGAGAUAUGCCAUCCCUUUGCUACAUCUUUAUUAUAGAUGUAGUCUUGAGUGUCAUAAAUAUAUUACUCCAUUAUUAGAUUCCCGCUUCAUCCUGGUGAAGUUUGUUUCAUCUUUUGGUGAAAUUAUGUUGUAUCUUCUAUUUAAACUAGAGGAGAAAAAGUAACUAAAAUUUGUUGUAUUUUAAAAUAGUGUAGAUGAGAUUAGUAUUGUUCAUUUGAACAAUAUUCUUAACAAGCUUCCAUAUAUAUAUUUUUUUAUUCUAGUA